AUGACAAGUAGAAGGAAAUCGGCAGCAAAAGCAGUAGAUGCUAUAUCACGAACAAUAAGAUCAUCUAGAAAGAAAAAGGAGAAAAAGGAUGACGAUGAUGACGAUGAAAUGAUCGACGAAGAGGAGGGUGAUGGCGAGGAGGAAGAAGAAGAAGAUGACUACGAAGACGAAGACGAUGAAGAUGAGAAAGAUGUAGAUUAUAUACCAACUGCAGAAGAAAGAAAGAUGCAUGCCAAAGAAAAGGAAGAGGAUUUUGCAAGUGUCGACAAACUCUUGGAAGAAGAGGAUAUAGAGGUUGCAGAACUCGACCAAGCUGAAAGCAGUGGAGAAGAAAACGAAGAUGACUUGGGUUUGGAUAGUAGUGGGGAAGAUGAAGAUGACUCGUCGGGUGACAAUGAAGAGGAUUUCUACUAUGCACUGUCAUCCGACGAAGAAGAAGAUUUCUCACAAGCCAACAUACAUGCAUUGGGUGAAGAAGAAUUAGUAGAAUCAGAUGAUGAUUUAAUACUACUUGAAUUGGUUGAUCAAGAUCCCGGUAUUUUAGUAAAUAGUGAUUAUAAAUUAAUUGGAUUAGAUACUGAUACACCAAUGUUACAAAUUGGAUCACAAAUAUUUAGAGGUGAAUAUGAAGAUGCAGUUGGAACACAUUUAUUCUUUAAAAAUAUUAAACCACCUCCACCGGUAGUGACCAAGGAGAUUAUGAUUGUUCCAAGUGGUGGUGGACCGAUACCUCCAGCAGUGGCGACCGCAGCAGCAGCGGCAGCAGCAUCAGCAGACAAACCAAACAACAACAAGAAACCAAAAGACACUCAACCACAACAAGAAACAAUGAUCUAUGUAAAUAAGACACAAAAAAAGAUUAGGUUUUAUGAAACAGAGUUGAGAGAAAAGUCUUCUUCUUCAGAAGAGUCUCAACAAUUAUUCCAACUUUAUAAAACAAAUGCAUUUAUAAAUUAA
Molecule: messenger RNA, 957 nt
Organism: Cavenderia fasciculata
Lineage: Eukaryota; Evosea; Eumycetozoa; Acytosteliales; Cavenderiaceae
Exons: 2
Coding region: 1-957 (318 amino acids)
Biological process (GO): transcription by RNA polymerase III
Cellular component (GO): transcription factor TFIIIC complex
Source: RefSeq, a predicted model, not a curated record